Molecule: messenger RNA, 893 nt
Organism: Sipha flava (yellow sugarcane aphid)
Lineage: Eukaryota; Metazoa; Arthropoda; Insecta; Hemiptera; Aphididae
Product: zinc finger MYM-type protein 1-like
Exons: 2
Coding region: 129-878 (249 amino acids)
Source: RefSeq, a predicted model, not a curated record
GUUCAUUUGCUAUUCAAAGACAUGAAUUAACUCCAGAUCAUGUAACAUCAUCUUUAAAAUGUAAAUUACGUCAAAACAAUGUGCCAAUUUUGCCUUCAAUUGAAAAUAAUAGAAAAACUCAGAUAGCAAUGAAUAGACAAGUUUUAUUAGAGCUUAUAGACAUUGUAAUAUACAUGGGACGUCAUAACCUGGCAUUUCGUGGGCAUUAUGAGGAUUGGUCUUCAAAUUCUCGAGGUAAUUUUAAGGACUUGGUUAUGUUAAUGUCUAAAAAUUCCGGACCAUUAGCGGAACACAUAAACUGUAUUCAACAAAAUGGAAAACGUGAAACAUCUUUUAUUUCAUGGCAAAGACAAAAUCAGUUGAUUGAAGCUAUUGCCGAAGAUAUUUCAUUUCAAAUACGAUCAUUUAUUAAAACUGUAAGAAUGUUUAGCAUAUCGAUUGAUACUACAUUUGAUGCAUCUCGUAAUGAACAAAUAUCAUUUAUUAUACGAUAUGCUGAUGAAGUGACUGGUGAGGUUCAUGAAAGACUAUUAGCAGUAAAGGAAUCACCAAUUACAUCUGGAAAAAAAUUGUAUGACAUUUUUGUAAAUGUAAUGGAAGCUGAAAAUUUGAAUUGGAAAGAAGAGCUGGUUGGUCAGUCAUAUGAUGGAGCUAGUAACAUGCGUGGUAACUAUAAUGGCCUCCAAGCUCAUAUUAAAGAAGAAAGCCCACAAGCAUUAUUUGUGUGGUGUCACUCCCAUCGUUUGGCUUUGGUAGUAAAACAAGCAGUAUCAUGCAACUCCAACGCAGUUGAUUUAUUUGGCAAUUUAGAAACUCUCUAUGUUUUUCUUUGGUGUUCAAAAAAAAAGAGCAACGAUUUUCAGAGAAAUUCAAAUUGAAUGUGGUAAUAUGGA